UAUAAUCUCGUUAAUUCACAAUGCCGCAGAGCAUCAUCGCCAUGUUCCCCGCUAUCGUCUCCUCCUCCUCCCUAUUCCCCCUCCUUGGGUUCGUCCUCCUCAUCCUCUGCCAUUCCUCCCUCACCGGCGCCCAAAAUUUGGACCAAAUCUGCGACACGUCCGGUAGCUUUGCCGAUAACAGCACGUAUCAGUCCAACCUCAAACUCUACCUCUCCACCCUCCCCUCUAAAGGUUCAGUUUCCGGCUUCCUGAAGGAGGCAGUGGGAGAAGUCCCUGACAAAGUGUACGGCGUCUCCCUCUGCCGGGGAGAUGCCAACGCCAGCGAGUGCCGCGCCUGCCUCGACAAAGCCAGCCUAGACAUCCAACAGAUAUGCCCCUACAACAAGGGCGCCAUGAUUUACUACGACUACUGCCUCCUCCGCUUCUCCAGCCAGAACUUCCUGAACUCCACCGACAACCAGCAGGUGUCCAAGUACAACUCCAGCAGCGUCACCCAAGUUGCUCGUCUCAGCCAGCUUUUGCAUCUGCUGCUGAGCAGCGCCACCGAUUGGGCGGCGAAUUCCACCAAGAGGUUCGCCACAGGGGAGAUGAGCAACUUCACGUCGGAGUUCCCCACCAUAUAUGUGAUGGUGGAGUGCACUCCGGACCUGUCACCGAGCGACUGCAGCCAGUGCCUGCAGUCGCUGUUCGACCCACUGCCGACGGAUAUGGUGGGAAAGCAAGGAGCGAGGGUGCUCGGAGUGAGGUGCGUCAUUAGGUAUGAGUUGUCCGCCUUCUACCGAAUUCCCUCCAUGGUGAAGCUUACGGCUCCGUUGGAUGAUGCGACACAACUCCCGUCCGACGGAAGCGAAGGAAAGAAGAAGAACGCAGCAACGACAGCUUUAGCAAUCGCGAUACCUGCAUUUACAGCUCUACUUAUACUCUCCCUUAUUUACAUUUGCUACUGGAGGACGAGGAAGCGGAUAGUACAAUCAGCAUAUGAAACUGGCCCGGAGCUGAUCACUGGUGUUGAGUCACUGCUGUUUGAUCUAUCUACGCUACGACUUGCAACAGCCAACUUCUCUGAAGAGAAUAGACUUGGAGAAGGGGGUUUCGGAGCAGUCUACAAGGGACGGCUACCCGAUGGACGAGAAAUAGCAGUCAAGAAACUGUUGUACGCUGGACGAGGACUCAGAGAGCUGCAAAAUGAGCUGCUGUUGGUUGCUAAGCUCCAGCAUCGGAAUCUCGUACGACUUCUGGGAGUUUGCUUCGAGGACGAGAAGAUGAUUGUGUAUGAAUAUGUGCCCAAUAGAAGCCUGGACAAAUUUCUCUUUGAUCCUAAAAGAAGCGAACAACUACGUUGGGGAGCUCGAUACAGGAUCAUUCGUGGAAUUGCUCAAGGCCUGCUUUACCUGCACGAGGAAUCUCAGCUAAAAAUCAUACAUCGGGACUUAAAAGCCAGUAAUAUCUUGUUGGAUGCGGCUAUGAACCCAAAGAUCUCAGAUUUUGGAAUAGCAAAGCUGUUUGAUGCGGACCAAACUCAAGAUACCACGAAGCGAGUCGUGGGAACUUUUGGAUACAUGGCACCAGAGUAUGUGAAGCAUGGCAAGUUCUCGGUCAGGUCGGACGUUUUCAGUUUCGGCAUUUUGGUUUUGGAGAUUUUGACUGGAAUCAAGAACAGCAAUUCCUAUAAUUCUGAAUAUCGCGAAAGCCUUCUGAGCUAUACAUGGGAGAAAUGGCGAGGUGGAUCAGUCUUGGAGAUGGUCGAUCCAGCCUUGGAUGGUCACUACCAAGGAAGCGACCUGUUAAGAUGCAUGCAGAUCGGGCUGUUAUGUGUGCAGGAAAAUCCAAAUGAUAGACCGACGAUGUCAACAGUAAUUACGAUGCUAAACAGUGGAAUUGCCUUUCUCCAAGCACCUGGGCGACCUGCAUUUUAUGUGGAAAAGGAGGAAAAGGAGGACGUGAAUGUAGAGUUCAGUGCCAACGAUGCCAGAACUGCAAUUGUUGUAUGUGACGGAGAAAGUAAACCACUUCCGGCGUCAUCAACCCAAGUUUCAGUCACAGAACAACAGCACGACUGUGCGUCGUUCUCGAAUCUGCUUCAUUGCUUCGAGGUCAUAUCGAGCGUGUACACCAUGUCAACUCUAAAAUACCACAUUGAUUCUGAGUCAAUAAAAAGAGACGUGUUGCCAUAUUCGAUGCACCUACCGAAUACCACUAUGUUUCCCUCGAUCAGCUCCACCCAGUUUCUGCUCCUCUACCUCAUCCUCCUCUUCGUCCCCUCUCCGACCGUUGCCUUCACGUGGCAAGUUUGCAGCACAAGUGCCGGCAACUUUACUGCCAACAGCACGUAUGAGUCCAACCUCAACCUCCUCCUCUCCUCCCUCGUCUCCAACGGUUCCGCUCCUGGCUUCUUCACCGACACCAUCGGACGGAUACCCAACCAAGUUCAAGGCCUCGUCCUUUGUCGUGGUGAUACUAACGCCACCACCUGCAGCUCCUGCCUCAGCAACGGCGCGGUCGAGAUCCUCCAGCUCUGUGCCUACGACAAGGAUGCCGUGGUUUGGUAUGACGAGUGCCUCCUCCGCUUUUCCAACCUGCAGUUCCUCAGCACCUCAGACAACGACCCGACUGCUGCCUUGGAAAACGAGAUCGCCGUAAACGACGAAGCGGAUCGGUUCAACAAGGUGGUGAACGAGUUGCUCGACAGCACAGCGGAUUGGGCGGCGUAUAACUCGACGAAGAGGUACGCGACUGGGCAGGCGUUCAACGUGACGCUGGCGUUUCCAACUAUAUAUGCCCUGGCGCAAUGCACGCCGGACAUGUCGGCGAGCGACUGCAGGCAGUGUUUGGAAGGGGUGUCGCAGGGGCUCCCGAUGGCGAGAAUGGGAGCUAGGAAUCAGGGAGUGAGGUGCAAUUUAAGGUACGAGUCUAGCCUCUUCUUCCAAGGCAACCCCAUCAUACGGCUUAUUUCCCCUGCGACGAAUGCAACAACGCCUGUGGAUAAUGCCACAACUCCGGCCUCUGCUCCGGCAUCCCGGCCAUCUGUCGGUUCAACCAGCAAAGAAGGAAAAAAGAAAACAAUUCUUGCAAUUUCGAUAUCUGCAGUGAGUGCGGUGCUGCUAAUCUCCAUUAUUUACGCUUGCUUCAAGAGAUUGAGGAAGCAGACACCGAAGCAACCUUAUGCAACUGACUCGGAGGAGGCCACACAAGUCGAAUCACUACUAUUUGAUCUAUCGACACUACGAGUUGCAACAGUAAACUUCUCGGAGGAAAAUAAACUUGGUGAAGGUGGUUUCGGAGCUGUUUACAAGGGACUGCUACCAGAUGGACGAGCAAUAGCAGUAAAGCGGCUGUUGAACUCUGGGCAAGGACUUGGAGAGCUUAAAAAUGAGUUGGCUUUGGUUGCUAAGCUCCAGCACCGGAAUCUCGUAAAGCUUCUAGGAGUUUGCUUGGAGGAAGAGAAGAUGAUCGUCUAUGAAUACGUGCCUAACACGAGCCUCGACAAAUUUCUUUUUGAUCCUGCAAGAGGCGAACAACUAACUUGGGGAAUUCGAUACAAGAUCAUUUGUGGGAUCGCUAGGGGCCUGCUUUAUCUGCACGAGGAAUCUCAGCUAAAAAUCAUACAUCGAGAUCUAAAGGCCUGCAACAUCUUGUUGGAUGCAGAUAUGAACCCAAAGAUCUCAGAUUUCGGUUCAGCUAAGCUUUUCGAUGGCGAGCAAACUCAGGGCAUGACGAGUCGAGUUGUGGGAACCUUUGGAUACAUGGCACCAGAGUAUGUGAUCCAUGGCCAAUUUUCGAUCAAGUCAGAUGUGUUCAGCUUCGGUGUUCUGGUUUUGGAGAUUUUGACGGGAAGAAAAAACAGCACAGCUUGUAAUCCUGAAAACACUGAAGACCUUCUAAGCUAUACAUGGGAGAAAUGGCGAGGAGGAUCAGCCUUGGAGAUGGUAGAUCCAGCCUUGGGCAAUCAAUUCCAUGGGAGCGACCUGUUAAGAUGUAUGCAGAUUGGGCUAUUGUGUGUGCAGGAAAACCCGUUUGCCAGGCCUAGUAUGUCUACAGUCGCUGUGAUGCUAAGUAGUGCAACAGUGACUCUGCAAGCUCCUUCACAACCUGCAUUUUGUUAGAUAGGAUUUUAUUACAAAAAUAAAUCAUGAUAAGAUUAUCAUGAUUCUCUAAAUAUUUUGAUAAUAUGUUAUUAUGAUUUUAAGUCAUAAAAAUUAUGAUAACAUAUUAUUGCGAUUUCAUCAAAUAAUGAGGAUAUAAU
Messenger RNA from Musa acuminata AAA Group (dessert banana), 4243 nucleotides. RefSeq lists its product as uncharacterized. The transcript has 15 exons. Gene Ontology annotation, molecular function: ATP binding; protein serine/threonine kinase activity. The coding region runs from base 21 to 4103 and encodes 1360 amino acids. NCBI's taxonomy places the organism in Eukaryota, Viridiplantae, Streptophyta, Magnoliopsida, Zingiberales, Musaceae. Gene Ontology annotation, cellular component: plasma membrane. Gene Ontology annotation, biological process: protein phosphorylation. The record is from RefSeq and is a predicted model, not a curated record.